This is a messenger RNA of Botrytis byssoidea, 3069 nucleotides long. RefSeq lists its product as uncharacterized. Gene Ontology annotation, molecular function: protein binding. The coding region runs from base 1 to 3069 and encodes 1022 amino acids. The record is from RefSeq and is a predicted model, not a curated record. The transcript has a single exon. NCBI's taxonomy places the organism in Eukaryota, Fungi, Ascomycota, Leotiomycetes, Helotiales, Sclerotiniaceae.
AUGAGUACACAGGCCGCUGCAGUGUCCAGGCAAAGAGCCGAGGCUGCUGAAUACUCAUUCGCUGAAGCUCUCUCAUUAAGCUCCAAGGACUCCUUCCAACUUUUAUCCAAAGGAGAAUUGGGCUUACCACCAUCUCCCAAUAGUCCAAGUACCAAUCACAACACUUAUAGCAUUUUCCCCGAGAGAACGUUGGCUGAAAAGACUCUUCCCGAAAAAACAAUACCUAGAAAUCUUGCGCCACCCCUGCAGCAAAAACAAAUCAUGGCACCAUCGACGCUAAAUUCCGGGAAGUUUUCCAAAGCACAAACACAAUGUAUGCAGCUCUGCCUGAAGACGACAGCUCUCAGCGAUCGUAUUUCGGUUAGGGUCUUGGAAUAUCUUACAACUGUGAAAGAGCUGCCUCAAGGUUUCGAAGCCCUCGCCCAUGACUUUCUCGACACUUGUCACAUCCUUUUUUCAAUCGAAGCUGGACUCGAAGAAUGCAAUCAUCACGUACAAAACUUUCCUAUCGAAAUGAUAACAGAGCUCGAUCACAAAUUUCGAGCUACUCAAGCGAAUUUCCAAGUGUUCUACCAAUUACUUGCUAAAUUUCUUCAACAUGAAAAUGUGGGAAGUUUCAAGCGAGGUUGGGGGAAAAUCUUCAGCAACACUCCUAAUGAUAUCAGAAAAAUGGCCGGCACAUUGAGUAAAACAAGGGAUGAUUUGAGGAUGAGCGCAUUGGUUUUCCAAUGGAGUUUGGGAAGCGACAAAAUUGAGAAGGAGUUGGGCAUUGGUUACCUUGGCUUAGCUGCGGCGCUCAACAGAAUGGACGAAAAGGCUGGACGCAAACCCAGCAAGACUUCAGACAGCUCAAGUUCUACGCCAAUCAUGCCGUCGCCUCUUGGACUAGGAAACAGCGAUGCCAGUAGCCAUUACAGCGUCCAAGCACCACAAAUGCCCCUACCAAAUUUCCCUCUCCCUCCACUACCCAACAACGGAUGGCCCGGCAGAACGUCCUCUACUAGUCAGCAACCGGAGUCGUUGGGAGAUAGAACAUCUGCUAGAGAUGCUUCCCUACUCCUGGGCUCAAACCUUCAGCGAUAUAAUACGAAUAGUGUUCAUACUCCCAUGAGUUCACAAACCGUCAAUUCGCAUGAUUCAGGCGAGAGAUCUUACACAGAUUUAAUCAAUUCCUUCGAGAACCAUCAUAUGAACCAUCACAUUGAUGAUGCCCGAUCGCAUACCGAGACUAUUGAAUCUGGCAGUCUCAUCAAGGAUGUCGAUGGAAUGAUAAUAAAUCCUUCUCGAGCAAUCCGACUAAAGGCAGAUCCCGACAACAUGCCACGUUGGAGUCCUCGAGGUAGUGCAGGCUCGAAUACUGGACCUAUGAAGGCAGCUUUGAUUUCUGCUAUUCGAGACAAAAACCACAAAGCCGUAGAGAAGUUAUUGGAUGGCGGUGUACCAGCAAACACAGGGUCAGAAGUCAAUGCCCUUAAAGAGGCAAUUCUAGCUCAUGAUGCAGAGAGUGUACGAUUACUACUAACUUUUGGCGCCAACCCAAACGAACAUGAUAGAGAUGGAAUUACACCUUUGAGAGCAUCUGUUGAUAAAUCCUUCCUGGCUGGAGCUACAACACUUCUGAAAUACGGAGCUGAUCCUAAUCUUGUUGCCGGUAUCGACAUGGAAUCACCUCUUGCUGUAUCAGUUAUGCAGAACAUGGUUGGCUUCUCGCAUCUUUUCUUGAUUUAUAAUGGUGAUGCCAAUCUCUCUACCUCGAAUGGUAAUACGCUCCUUAUCGCUUCUAUCAACAAGAAGACAUCUAGAAAAUUCAUGGAAUUAUUACUCAAAUACGGCGCAAACCCCAAUGCUAAAAGUAAGGAGGGAAAGACCGCUCUGUUUGAAGCCAUUACAUGUGGAAGAGCCGACAUCGUCUCCAUAUUGUUAGAAAAUGGAGCAGAUCCCAAUCUCCCAGGACCGAAACACAUGCUCUGGCCUGCAACCUACCAAACCGCUUGUCUCCAAUAUCUCCUUACACACGGAGCAGAUCCCAAAAAAUGCCCAGGAAUCAUGGAAUUGGCGACCAGUAUUAAUAAUAUCGAAUCAGUCCGUACUCUCCUUACACAUGGCGUUGAUCCCAAUGCCAAGAAAGAUGGCGUGUACACUCCAUUAUGUACAUCAAUCCGAGAUGACCGACCAGAUAUCUUCCAGCUCCUCAUCAGCAACAAAGCCGAUCCUAACACUAUGGCAAGUGAAUAUCCAGCUUGGAAAUGUGUCACCCAUAACCGAAUUCAUUUUCUCCCCGCCUUGGUAAGUGCCGGAGCAGAUAUUCACAAUCCUAAAGGUAUUGCCGAAAUGGCAGUAAGUUGCAAUAACAUGGAAGCACUCAAUUGGCUUCUCGACCAAGGCGUAAAUCCCAACGAUAAGUCCGCCAAAGGAAUGUCACCACUCACAACUGCUAUCCGCGAAGAACGCCUCGAAAUGAUUGAUCUCCUCCUAUUACGUGGAGCAGACGUCAAUGUUCGAGGUCAAGACUGGCCUGUUUGCAUGGCAGUUCGCAGUCCUCAAAUUCUCAAACGCAUUCUAUCUGUGAUGCCGGAACCUCGUGCUUACAAAGGAGUCCUGGAAAUGGCAGUUCAUGCAAAUCAAUUAGAAUCCGUCAAGUUACUUCUUGCAGCUGGUGUAUCAGUUGAAGACAAAAACGGCGGAGUCUUUUCGCCUCUCACAACAGCCAUCCGCGAAGAUCGCAUUGAAAUCGUCAAAUACCUUCUCAAUGAAGCGGGUGCAGAUAUCAAUGCUCCUGGUGAGCAUUUACCUAUCGUCAAAGCACUUCGUCGUUACCAGGGAGGCGAGACAGACAUGAUUGAAUUGUUAUUGGAUCAUGGUGCAGAUCCGAAUAAGAUCUACCGAGGUUGGAACGCUAUUAUGCAAGCUAUUGAGAAUGGUGAUGCCGAAAUUCUCAAGCUGGUAGCGGGAAAAGCGGGAGUUAAUUUAGAGGCAAAGGAUGAGAUGGGGAGAACAGUCAGCGAUAUCGCAGCUAGCAGGGGAUGGAAUGAGGCGGUCACUAUUUUGCACGAUAACAUGUCUUUGUGA